AAAAAGAAAAGAAAUAAAAAAAGGUGUGAGGCUUAAAACUCAGCAUAAAUAACUUCCAAAACUGACGCUCUAUCCCCCAUUGACUUCUUCCUUUUAUUCUUCUUCCUAUUUUCUACAUUGACCCCUCAUCCACUCCAAAACCAAAACCAGAGAAUGCCUGCAACAACAGAGAACCAAGGCUCGUUUCUGGGCCGAAUAAGCAUACGUAGAAAUCAAGUCAUGUCCAUGGAUGGAACCCACGACCAAGAAAUGGAAGACCUCGAACUUUUUCAGAAGCACGUCGGAGACCGCUUCUCCGAACUCUUCUCCACCACCACCGAGGACUCCUCCGGCGACGCCCUCCUCUCCAUCUCCUGGCUCCGCCGCCUCCUCGACGAGCUCCUCUGCAUCGAGGCAGAGUUCAAAGCCGUCCUGCUCAUGGGCCGCGACCCCUCCCAGAUCGCCAAGCCGCCGCUCGACAAGCUCCUCCCAGAGCUCCUCGACCGCUUCGUCAAAUCCCUCGACGUCUGCAACGCCGUCGUGCUCGGCCUCGACGCCGUCAAGAACCUCCAGCGCCUCGCCGAGAUCGUCGUUGACGCGCUCGAAGUGACGCCGCUGGGCGACGGCCAGGUCCGCCGCGCGAAGAAGGCGCUCUCCGCCCUCAUCGCCGCCAUGCUGCACGAGGACAACGCCUACGCGAAGGGGACCGAGCGCAACCGGUCCUUCGGGCGGCGCUCCGGGAACUCCGGCUCGAACAGCAAGGACUGGGUGCGGGCGCUGUCGUGGACGAUGGCGCGGAACUGGUCGGCGUCGAAGCAGAUCCACGCGAUGAUGUCGAAUCUGGCGGCGCCUCGCGGCGCAGAGUCGUCGGGAUUGGCGCAGCCUGUUUACAUAAUGAGCACCGUGCUGGUGUUCGUGAUGUGGGCUUUUGUGGCAGCGGUUCCAUGCCAGGAGAGGAAUGGGUUGGGGACGCACUUUCCCUUACCGAGGCAAUUGAACUGGGCCCAGCCCUUGAUCGGUUUGCAGGAGAAGAUUGCUGAGGAGUGGAAGAAGAAGGAGAAGAAGGGUAACGUGGGAUUGUUGGAGGAGAUGCAUAGGAUGGAGAAGUUGGGACAGUCGCUGAUCGAGUUCGCUGACUCCUUUCAGUUUCCCCCCGAAACGGAGCGUUUGGAUGAAAUGAAGAGGAACGUUGAGGACUUGGCCGAAAUUUGUAAGAAAAUGGACCAAGGCUUGGAACCCAUGCAGCAGCAGAUUAGGGAAGUCUUUCACAGGAUCGUCAGGAGCAGGGCCGAGUUUCUCGUUGUCUUGGACCAAGCUGGGAAGUUGUCUGCACCCGCUGUUUAAUUCUUUUUCUUUUUCUUUUUUUCUCCCUUUUAACACUAUACAUAUUUACUAAUCUAUCACUUUUCUUCUCUUCGUUUCAUACUUUUUAAUUGUACAAAAAUUAGUUAUAUUUAUCAUACCUUUACGAUUUCUCUCAUUUUAAUCACCCA
Molecule: messenger RNA, 1472 nt
Organism: Vigna umbellata (rice bean)
Lineage: Eukaryota; Viridiplantae; Streptophyta; Magnoliopsida; Fabales; Fabaceae
Product: protein ROH1A
Source: RefSeq, a predicted model, not a curated record